GCGCAGGAACAGGCACCCCGAGGAAGCGAAGAAGGGAUACAGACUGGAACUGAUGAUCGUCAGGCGCAAGAAGUAGAAGAAGCACAAGCAGCCCAACAGGAGGAACAGCAAGGCGAAGUACCGCGAACUGGAACGCAAUCAGACGUUGGUGGUAGUACCGACCACUCUUCCUCCACUGGAAAUAUCGGUUUGGGAACAAGUGCUGCAGCUUCAGCGGGGAAUACCGGCAACAGCGAUCCUGAUCAUGCAACGUCGAAUCCGAGUCACCACGGCGGAGUGGGACGUCAGCCACAAGCUGCUUCAGGCACAGGAGACGUCGAGCGAGAACGGACGCCGGAACCAAACGGCGACGGUAUUGAAACUCGUGGGUCUUCUACUUCCGGUGGUGCCUCAGAUCUGAAUUCACCAGGAAGAAGUUCCGGGACAGAACCGACUGGCGAAAACCAGCAACCGCAGCAUUUUACAACAAGUACGGGAACCGGAACGGCAGACACCGAUGGGACAAAUAAGACGACAUUUGCGCAGGGCCAUGGCACUCCAACUUCCGGAAGUACUGCUUCCGGUGGAGGCAGCGCCUCUUCAACUUGCUUUUCCACCGAAGCAGGAACAAACGACGGCACAAAUCAUGACUUACGGCGUGCGGACGCACUGCCCGCAGGCGAAACUCUGCCUAUGCGUUCUGCCGCUGGAAGCGGAUCAUUAGAUACUGGCGAAUCUCAUGCUCCCCCGGUGGCUGUGGAAGAUGCAGCCAGCGGCUGUCCCCCUGGAGGGCGAGAAGAUGCAGAGGGUUUGCGGACGUCUGCUGAUCCAAGUUGCUCGCUCCGCCCGAGGUCGCUCUCCCCGCCCCGAAGUGUCCGUCGUGGGGGUAGUUCGGACGCUGGAUCGAGUGGUCGGUCCGCUCGCGGAGGGGGACGGAGGGGGCGAUCUAGCUCGGUUGGUUCUACUAGUUCGAAAUCAUCUGACAGCGAUUCAGACUCAGAAUCCGAUUCUGACAGCACGGAAAGGCGACAAACAGGCCCAGGAGGUGGUUCGCCGCCGCCGACUCCGAGGCCCGACGGGAGUUCGUCCAGCACUGCAGUAUGGCGGCCGAGAGGCAAAGCAGCUGCAGCAGAGCCACUUGUCCCGGAGGUGGCCCCAGAACCAGUUUCGGAGGCAGACCUCGCAGCGCUGAAAACCAGGCAGGAGGAGGGGCAAAGCUGCGAAAGCCUGUUUUUGAAGGUUUUGGCUGAAUUUUUGGCUGAGCGACAGAUGGGCGACAAAAAGCCAAAGGAUUUCUGGAACCCAGAAAUAGAUGACGGCAGGGACUACCUGCAAGAAGCAAGAGAUCAAUUCGCAGCAGAUGGCGGAGACCUAGGGCAGACAACCGCACUUGAUCCGGACAUUUGGACGGUAUUUUUUUAUUCGCAAAAAAUUUGUAAUUCUUUUCUAUUUUGUCACAAAGUCGGGUUGAGAAAAUGAUGCAGCGGAUGAGUGAAAAUCCAAAAAGCAAGCAGAAAACCUCGUACUGAUCGCCAGCUAUGUAGUGUCUUGUCUAUGUAUGUAUGAUGAGUACUCCUGAUGCUCAGUAUGUCGAUGCUCCAUCAAUGUCGGAGCGGGUAUUUUUUGGUGUCAUAGUCUAGUGUGCUUCGCGAUCAUGUUUUCGCUUCGCCUCCUGGACACUUUCCUUUCCUUUGUACUUCCAGGUUGCAACGAUUAUGACCAUGAUGCCACACUGUUAUGGAAAUUUCCAUGCCUUCGAUUUGCGGGCUUGCGGAACUUGGCCAUCGUUGGAGAUAGUGGUGUAUGAAACGUACCGGUUGCAGACGACCCAGUGCCUGCCUACAGAAGACGAGCGCUUUUUCAAAGACGUGUUAAACUUCUUUCACGAGCGAAUUUCAAGCACCACGAACUCUGCGUCCACAUCUCUCGUGGUCUGGGAACACCCUUUGAUUUUGGUUCCAGAGCGGCUUGCACCG
Molecule: messenger RNA, 1955 nt
Organism: Amoebophrya sp. A120
Lineage: Eukaryota; Dinophyceae; Syndiniales; Amoebophryaceae
Source: the annotation of a GenBank genome assembly